GGUAACGAAACAAGUCCUUCUGCAUCCCUGUUUUUGAGUCAGGACCAAAACUGCCGUCAACAGUUGUCUWUUGUCUAUUCCUGGGGAGGUGAUGGUGGAUCUAUCGAAAAGGAAUAUCAGAAAGAAGAGUGAGGAAGUACUCGAAUAAGAGUGUACUGCACAAUACAAUUGAUUCGAAUUGGAUCUGUCUACACGUUGGUUCGUACAAAACAACAAUACACACACAAUAAUUUUAUAUUACAUUACACUUCAUGCUCUCUAUUCAGACGCUGCGGCGGAAUGCCGAGAACCACAGACGCCUUCUCCUGUUGCUGGAUCGAAGCAAUCGAGGUGAUGYCACCCGUGAAAUGAAUCGCUGUGACCGGGCCAUUGGUGGUGUACACCGCGGGGGACGUCGGUGGCGCUCGGCCUCYGCGUCUACGGCUACAGGGACAAACCUUCACGCCGCAACCGGUGACCCCAGCAGCCAACGCACUCGUCGGCGCCCACUUUCUUCUGCGACCGGAGCCGCGGCCAAGAACGACGACAACAACGCUACUGCCACUGUCAAAACCGAAAAGACCGCGCCGUCCAAGGCCUCGUCGUACCUCCAGCUCGGAAAGGCCAAACUGUCCGGCCUGGUGGUGACGACGUCGCUGGCCGGCUUUGUUGCCGCGGGUGGUCCCCUCUAUGAGCAGGCGCCCCUGGCCGCSAGCUGCGUGGCCGGGACGGCCCUCUGUUCCUUUUCGGCGGCCGCCUUGAACCAGAUCUACGAGCGCGACAAAGACGCCCGCAUGAAGCGAACCCGGCAACGGCCCCUCGUGACCGGGGCCCUGACCGUGGACGAGGCCAAGCGGGCGGCGGCGGUGUGGGGCAUCGGUGGAACGACGCUACUGGCGGUGGGUACCGACCCGGUGACGACGCUCCUGGGCCUGACGAACAUUGGUCUGUAUGCCGGGAUCUACACGUACAUGAAGCCGCGGUCGGUAUACAACACCUGGUAGGUUCAAUCCAGYUCUAUAGAAAURAAGUAUACGCAACGACGAGUUCAUCGCCUGACCAURUUGCGUUGUUUUCCUCACUAACUCCAAAGGGUUGGAGCGGUGGUCGGAGCUAUUCCGCCGGUGAUGGGCUGGACCGCCGCAACCUCGGGGAAUCUCUUGGACCUUGAUGCGAUCAUCCUGGGAUCCACGYUGUACUACUGGCAGCUCCCGCACUUUUUUGCCCUAAACUAUAUGUACCGCGUCGAUUACGAGCGAGGGGGCUUUUGCAUGCUGAGCAGCCACGAGGUCGACGGAGAACGAACCUCUGCGGUGAUCCUGCGAAACGCCGCCUACCUUUCCGCYAUCCCAUUCCUAUCCACCGCCGCGGGGGUUACGAGCAGCAUGUUUGCACUGGAGGGAAUUGCGCUCAACUCCUACGCACUGUGGGUUGCCUACAGGUUUCGCCAGGAACGYACCAACACCAACGCACGAAAGGUAUUUCUGACGUCGCUGUGGUACCUUCCCAGCUGGCUGGUCCUGUUUUUGCUCCACAGCAAGGUGUGGGACGAAGAUCACGACCAAGACGUCCUUCGCGACGCCGUUUCCGAUGUUGUGCACCGCGUGCGGGACGAGGGACGAAAGAUAUGUCUGCACGAGCAAGUCUUGCUGGACCAUUCCACCACCGAUGCUGUCGCGAACGMGAAUGCUUGUCCAGUAACAUUGASCAAGAAAGCACCUGCGAUGAUACAGUCUACUGCUUCCUCUGCGAUGAAAGAAUGCGAAACGAAAGAAGUGCUGUAGUGCGAAAGAUCGCACUGCUCCUGUGUUUCAUUUCAGCUCAAAACAACAAAAAUUCGAUAGUAUUUCCUUGGUCGCAGAAGAGCGAGGAAGAAAGAUCAAAACUGUAUUGUAAUAGAUAGAGAUUCUAACG
Messenger RNA from Pseudo-nitzschia multistriata, 1893 nucleotides. The record is from the annotation of a GenBank genome assembly. NCBI's taxonomy places the organism in Eukaryota, Bacillariophyta, Bacillariophyceae, Bacillariales, Bacillariaceae.